Molecule: messenger RNA, 612 nt
Organism: Bipolaris sorokiniana ND90Pr
Lineage: Eukaryota; Fungi; Ascomycota; Dothideomycetes; Pleosporales; Pleosporaceae
Exons: 2
Coding region: 1-612 (203 amino acids)
Biological process (GO): nuclear-transcribed mRNA catabolic process, RNase MRP-dependent; maturation of 5.8S rRNA from tricistronic rRNA transcript (SSU-rRNA, 5.8S rRNA, LSU-rRNA)
Cellular component (GO): ribonuclease MRP complex
Molecular function (GO): rRNA primary transcript binding
Source: RefSeq, a predicted model, not a curated record
AUGGCCAUCGCAAAACCCUCAACAACCCUCCCCCACCGCCAACAAUCCCACCACCUCACAGUCCCCACUACCACCUCCUCUUCCUCAGCACCCAGCAUAUCCGCCUCCCCCCUCUUUAGCGCAAGCACACACGACAUAGCCAUGCUGCACGACAUCCACAGUCUCCUCGACAAACUCUUCAUCCGCAACCGGAACCAGCACCGCCGCAGCACGUGGUGGAAAGCUCUCCACGGCUUCCGGAAGCAGAUGGCGCUGCUGCUGGGUGAGCUGGAAGCUAAAGAAUUAAGGGAGUACGAGAGACGGCAGAGGGUGGAGGCGAGACUGAGGUUUUGGGAUGAGAGGGGGGAGGUGCAUGCGUGGUAUUAUCAAUUCAGUCAGCUCGUAGCUGUGGGCCCUUUCUCCAUGCUCGGCCUCGUCAUGAUGGCGUCGGUUGCGCGCGUAUGCCGCAUCACAGGUAUUACAUCCGUGUACGAGCAGAUUGCCUCUGCAGAGGUCAAGGGUGUGCUGGAUGCGAGUGAUGGGCUGGGCUUGGCAGGUCAAUUUGAGGGUGUGCUGGGUGGCGGGGGCGAGUGCGAUGAGGGUGUUGUUAUUGCGAGGGAGGAUGAAGACUAG